Molecule: messenger RNA, 2109 nt
Organism: Drosophila innubila
Lineage: Eukaryota; Metazoa; Arthropoda; Insecta; Diptera; Drosophilidae
Product: organic cation transporter protein
Exons: 3
Coding region: 259-1926 (555 amino acids)
Biological process (GO): transmembrane transport
Cellular component (GO): membrane
Molecular function (GO): transmembrane transporter activity
Source: RefSeq, a predicted model, not a curated record
GACCCAUUCAGUUGGCUUUCAGCUUUUUGCCAGUUCGGCGGCGCUUAAAAGUUUCCAGCGCAUCGAGUCCGAUCUCGAUUUCGUAUUCGAUUUCCCAGUUGUCUCAGUGUUACUGAUCUAAAUCAUAUAACAACUGCCAAACGCUGAAGUCUCCACAGAAAAUGCAAAUUGUUAACAAUUGAACAAAAAGAGACUAAACUAUAACUUAGACUGCAUCUAAGUUUUUUUUUAAGUGCCGCUCGAUUUUCUUAACGAAACAUGGCUGUGGAUUAUGUGCUUGAGGACCUUAUGGGAAAAUUGGGUGAAUUUGGCAAAUACCAAUUCAUUCAGUUCUUCCUGCAGGUGCUGUCGGGACUGACAGCGGGACUUCAUAUGUUGUCACUGGUGACUGUCGCCGCAGUUCCGGAACAUCGAUGCUUCAUUCCCGGUGUGGACAACAGCAGCUUAUCCCAGAUGCCGUGGAACUCGAGUGAAAUUCUACAGGCAAUUCCAACGAAUGAAAAAGGCGUGUUGGAUUCUUGCCACAUGUUCAAUAUGAGCGCUGGCGAUCAGAGUCAGAUUCCCUGCGAAAGCUAUGUGUAUGACACGACCUACUACAAGUCGUCCCGUACUAUUGACUGGAACUUUGUCUGUGAGCGGCGUUGGAUGGGCUCCAUCAUUCAGACUGUGUUCAUGUUGGGUGUCUUUACGGGAGCUGUCAUGUUGGGUGGUCUGGCCGAUAAGGUUGGUCGCAAGACCGUCUUCUGCUGGUCGGCGCUGCUACAGCUGAUUGUCGGCGUGGGCGUGGCCUUCAUUCCGGAAUAUUUUUCAGUGCUGGUAGCACGCUUUUUGCUGGGCAUUGUCGGCUCGGCGGGCGCCUAUAUAUGCGGCUUUGUGCUGACCAUGGAACUGGUGGGUCCCACCAAGCGCACAGUGUGUGGCAUUACUUUCCAGGCUGUCUUUGCUGGCGGAAUUAUGCUGGUGGCCGGAUGGGGAGCCAUCAUUAAGGAUAAACAGAUGCUGCAGGUGGUCUAUGGGCUGCAUGGUUGUCUGUUUUUGGCCCAUUGGUGGUUGCUGGAUGAGUCACCGCGAUGGCUUUGGAUGCAGGGACGAGCUGUCGAGGCUGUCGAUAUUGUGGCUAAAGGUUUACGCAUUAAUGGCUCGAACACACCCGUGGAUAAGGAUUACUAUGUGCAAAAGGCCAAGCAACAGGCUGCCGUGGAGGAGAAGUCCAGUGCCGGCCUCAGUGAUCUCUUCCGGACACCCAAUUUGCGCAUGAAGACGCUUAAUGUUUGCCUCUGCUGGUUUGCCAACUCGAUUGUCUAUUACGGUUUGUCCCUAAGUGCGGGCAAGCUCAAUGGCAAUCCCUAUCUCAUGAUCUUCCUAAUGGGUCUGGUGGAGUUCCCUACCUAUAUAACCCUGAUGUUUGUCUUGGAUCGCCUCGGACGUCGCUCGAUCACAUCCACCCUGAUGCUGGGUGGCGGAAUCUGCUGCAUUGUGGCCGCCUAUAUUCAACAGGGCAGCACGCUGUCCACCAGCAUUGUUAUGCUGGGCAAGCUACUCAUCGCCGGCUCCUUUGCCGUCAUCUAUAACUACUCGGCGGAGCUCUUUCCCACCGUGGUCCGCAACUCAGCUAUGGGCUUGGGUUCGAUGUCAGCGCGUCUUUCAGGUGCUUUAACACCAUUGAUUACACUGCUCGGUGACUCAUUUGAUCCAAAGAUUCCGGCUGUGUUGUUUGGUGUGGUGGCUUUGCUAUCAGGUUUCUGGGUUAUGUUCUUGCCCGAGACUAAUAAUAAGCCCAUGCCAGAGUCCAUAGAGGACGGCGAGAACUUUGGAAAGGGCGACACCUGGUUCAGUCAAUGUGCUGGCGGUAGAGGACGCAAGGACAGUAUUUAUCCCGAUGAUCCUGACCAAAUGGUGCCACUCAAAACUAUCGAAAGCAAAUAGAAAAUUCCAAAAAUUCUCGUUUUGUUAAACAUUCUCAUAUACACAUGCACACGCAGGCGUUGUUUGCUUUUGCCGUGACUUUAUUUAAGAUUCAUCAUGUUAAUAAAUUGAGAUUUUUGCUUGGGACAAAGACCGAAUGCAUUUUCGGCCGUAGUUUCACGCCUACUCUUGUUUUUGUAAAAA